CCGCUCGCUCACUGUCUGCUGUUCAGUCGCAUUUCGCACUGCGUGUUUUAGGCGUGCCAUUGCGCUUCAGACUGGAGGCAGUGGCGUACACGCGGGAUGAGUCCGCUCCGCUCCGCUCUCCUCCCAUACUCCUCUCCGGGAUUUGGCGGCUUCCUUCCCGGCCGUGUGUGCGUGCGUAAGCGUGUGUGUGGCUCCUGUUGUUUACAGCGUUGACUCCGUUCGGUAGAGACGGGCAGACAGUAAGGGGUUUGCGAGAAGGCUGCUGGAGAGUAAUGCUGGAAAAAGAAAAGAAAGCAAUAGAGAGAAAACUAAGGUAGAAGAACGACAAGAAAUUAUCGAGACGUGAGGAAGCACUCCACACAGGAGAAGUUCGCUUUGUAUCCACAUCUGUGAGCAGAGAGGGGAGAAGAAAAACCCCAUACAGUAACUCCAACCCUCCAGCAAGUCAAUUCCCAGUUAACGUGGAGGGCCACAGAGGGAGAAAAGGAGAGAGAAAGGAGAUACAGAAUCGUUAACUGCGACGGAGAACGAAUAUAACAGAGAGCGCAGCGUCCGCUUGAAGCAAACAGGGAUGCAGCUGGCGAAACGUUUUCGUUCCGGUGGAUCGUUUGGAAAGCGCAUUGCUGGCUGAAGAGAGGAGGAGAGAGAGAGAGAGAGAGAGGGAGAGGGGGGGUGACGAACGGAAGAGUUGCAUUUUCAUUCAUUAAUCCGUUCUCCUUUUUUGUUCGAGGGGAGAGCGAGGGAGGGGGAGCGUAUCCGCAAGAGAAGAAAAACGUGGAUUUAGUAAAAAAAAAAAAAAAAGCCGGAGCGUGUCUUCCACAUUUGCUGCUCGCACACCCUUUUUCACUCGCGACUGUUUGAAGAGAUUUUCGUUUUUUUUUUGGUGGGGGGUGUGUGAAAACAGUAUCUGGAAUUUAGGUGUUUUUUUUCUUUGGCACCCUCCUCCACACUCGACUCUCAAGACAUGGAGGUUGAAGACACUGACUAUUCCCGGGAGCAGUUUCCACGCCGCUGCUCGUGUCGUGCGUUAGCCAGCAUCGCAUCUUUGUAUCGUUGGCAAGCCUAACACAGCUAGUACGAUUAUACAUUAAUACAGGGGAAUAUUUACUCUUUAUUUGUGUGUGGCUUGUUUUAUCCUCAGAGGGAGUGCUGGAAUAUCAUUCCCGACGACCUCUGAUUGCACACUUUGUUCAACAAAAAGUAACAGAACAGAAUCUAAACAAUUACCUCUCAUUAGCGGAUUUAAGUUUUUUUUUUUCUUCUUUUUUUUCCCAGGCCAUCGGGCUCUUAAGGAAUAUACGCCUUUUGUUUUUUUUUCCUUUUUCUUACAUAUAUUUGCUCCCUUCCUAACGUUUUUUGGUGUAUUUACUUUCCGUCAAGAAGUCCUUGGGCAGGUUGGGGGGGGGGGGAUUUGGUGAAGAUUUUCCCCCCACCAAUUUAAUUAGGGAUUAACGAACAGGAAUGAGGUCUGGGUUAGAGAAGAAAUCCAUGACCUUGUUGUGGGGUCUUCUGCUGUUAGUCUCCAUGAUUUGUCUGUGGCCGGCCAACGGAGAAAUUUGUGGCCCAGACAUUGACAUUCGCAAUGACAUCCAUGAGCUGAAGAAGCUGGAGAACUGCACAGUGAUUGAGGGUUACCUUCAGAUCCUGCUCAUCUCUCAUGUCAAGGCGGAGGACUUCCGUAACCUGCGCUUCCCCAAGCUGACACUCAUUACUGACUACCUGCUGCUGUUCAGAGUUUCUGGUUUGGAAAGCCUGCGUGACCUGUUUCCCAAUCUGACUGUGAUCCGUGGCCGCAGCCUCUUUUACAACUAUGCUCUUGUCAUCUUUGAGAUGACUAACUUGAAGGACAUUGGCCUGUUCAACCUGCGCAACAUCACACGAGGUUCAAUCCGAAUUGAGAAAAACCCUGAUCUCUGCUACCUGGACUCUGUGGACUGGUCUCUCAUCCUGGAUGCUGACUAUAAUAAUUUCAUCUCUGGGAACAAGCAGUCAAAAGAGUGUGGGGAUGUUUGUCCUGGAAUCAUGGAAGAAAACCCUCUCUGCUUCAAGACUAGCAUUAAUGAUGUCUACAACUACCGGUGCUGGACUUCAAACCACUGCCAGAAAGUGUGUCCAAGUGAAUGUGGAAGGCGUGCCUGUACUGAUUCCAAUGAGUGUUGCCACCCAGAAUGCCUUGGUAGCUGCAUGAUGCCUGACAAUGACACUGCCUGCAUGGCCUGCCUCCAUUAUUACCAUGAGGGUCGCUGCGUUCCUACCUGCCCACCAGACACAUACCGUUUUUAUGGCUGGCGCUGUGUCAGCAAAGAGUUCUGCUCCAAGGUGCCUGCUUCCAUGCCCAAUGAGUUUGAAAUGUUUGUUAUCCACAAUGGAGAAUGUGUGCAAGAAUGCCCUUCCGGGUUUAUGCGUAAUGAGAGCCAAAGCAUGUUCUGCAGCCCAUGUGAUGGGCCAUGCCACAAAAUCUGCUUUGGAGAAAAGGCAAUAGAUUCUGUCACAGCUGCCCAGUCCAUGGAAGGCUGCACAUUUGUCAAAGGACAUCUGACUAUUAAUAUUCGCAGAGGAAAUAACAUUGCUGCAGAACUGGAAGCUUUCAUGGGUCUGAUAGAAACUGUCACUGGCUACGUAUCAAUUCGUCAUUCACACGCACUCUCGUCCCUUUCAUUUUUGAAGAAUUUACGUUAUAUUAAUGGAGAACAGCAGCUUGAAGGAAAUUACUCUUUUUAUGUUUGGGACAACCAAAACCUUCAACAACUCUGGGACUGGAAGCACCAUGUCUUAACUAUCAAAGAAGGAAAACUCUACUUUUCUUCUAACCCUAAGCUGUGCCUGUCUGAGAUUUAUACCAUGCAGAAAGUGACUGGGCGUCAGGGGGCAGGAGACAUCAACACACAUACGAAUGGAGCAAGAGCUUCUUGUGAGAGCCAUAUUCUCAAGUUCAAGACUAUUACGACCUUCAAGAACAGAAUCAUACUAACCUGGGAGCGAUACCGACCCCUUGAUUAUAGAGACUUGAUCAGCUUUAUAGUGUACUUUAAGGAAGCACCCUUUAAAAACAUUACAGAUUAUGAUGGUCAGGAUGGCUGUGGAACAAACAGCUGGAAUAUGGUGGAUGUGGAUUUGCCCAAGGAAAAGAACAAGGAUCCUGGCAUUCUGCUAAGUGGUCUCACUCCCUGGACUCAGUAUGCAAUAUUUGUCAAGGCAGUCACCCUGACUGAUUUACAUAUCUAUGGAGCAAAGAGUGAAGUGAUUUAUGUUCGCACUAGUGCAGCAGUGCCUUCAAUUCCUUUAGAUGUACGAUCCUAUUCCAACUCUUCAUCAAAGCUGCUAGUGAAGUGGUCUCCCCCAACUCAUCCUAAUGGAAACUUAACCUACUACUUCAUGCGUUGGCAGCAGCAGCCAGAGGACAAGGACCUUUAUCUUCACAACUACUGUUCUAAGGAACUGAAAACGCCUGUUAGGAUACCUGCAAAUGGGGCUAUUGAUGCUGAAGAGGAUUUGAAGCCUACCAAGUCAGACACACAAACAGGGGACAAGGGCUCCUGUUGCCCUUGUCCUAAAACAGUGGCAGAGAUUGAAAAAGAAGCAGAGGAUGCCUCCUAUCGCAAAGCCUUUGAGAACUUCCUACACAACUCAAUUUUUGUGCCCAGGCCACCUGACCGUCGACGGAGGGACUUAUUCGCAGUGACCAAUGCAAGCAUGCUUCACAGUAUGGAUGGUAACACAACAUUACAAGAUCUGGGCAGCAACUCUACUGAUACAGAAUUCAGAGAUCGUGAGUACCCAGUUUAUGAGGCCAAGGUUGAUGGAAAGGAGUCAACAGAAAUUUCACAUCUGCAGCCAUUCACUGUGUACCGCAUCGAUAUCCAUGCAUGUAACCAUGAUGCAGAACGGGGCUGCAGUGCUGCCAACUUUGUCUACGCAAGAACCAAACCAGCAGACAAAGCAGAUGACAUUCCUGGACUUGUAAAUUGGGCAGCCGGAGAAGAUAAUAGUGUUUACCUCAGGUGGGAUGAGCCCGUCAAUCCUAAUGGACUCAUCUUAAUGUAUGAGGUUAAAUAUCGGCAAAACUCAGAGGAGAAAAUUGAGUGUAUUUCUAGGCGACACUACAGAGAUCAUAAGGGGGCCAAGCUUACAAAUCUGGGACCAGGAAACUACUCUGCUAGGGUUCGGGCUACCUCCCUAGCUGGAAAUGGAUCUUGGACUGAUUUUGUAGCCUUCUAUGUACAGUCAAAACCACCAGAGUAUGAAAACAUUCUGUAUCUUGUAAUCAUCCUUCCUAUUGUGCUGUCUAUAUUUGCUGGAGUUAUCAUUGCUCUGUGCAUCUUUAAUCGAAAACGAAACAGUGACAGACUUGGUAAUGGAGUAUUAUAUGCCUCAGUCAAUCCAGAGUACUUCAGUGCAACUGAAAUGUAUGUACCUGAUGAAUGGGAGGUUCCAAGAGAAAAGAUCACCAUGUGUCGAGAGCUUGGACAAGGAUCUUUUGGAAUGGUGUAUGAGGGCAUAGCUAAGGGUGUGGUAAGGGAUGAGCCAGAAACCCGAGUGGCCAUUAAGACUGUCAAUGAGACCGCCAGCAUGAGAGAACGAAUUGAGUUCCUCAAUGAAGCCUCUGUCAUGAAGGAGUUUAACUGCCAUCAUGUUGUGCGCUUACUUGGCGUGGUGUCCCAGGGCCAGCCAACACUGGUGAUUAUGGAGCUUAUGACUCGUGGAGACCUCAAAAGCCACUUGAGAUCACUUCGUUCUGAUACAAAGGACAGCACUGGCUUGUCCCUGCCUUCAUUAAAGAAAAUGAUUCAAAUGGCAGGGGAGAUUGCAGAUGGCAUGGCCUACCUCAAUGCCAAUAAAUUUGUACACAGAGAUCUUGCGGCUAGGAACUGCAUGGUAGCAGAAGAUUUUACUGUGAAAAUUGGAGAUUUUGGCAUGACAAGGGAUAUCUAUGAAACGGAUUACUACCGCAAAGGAGGAAAGGGCUUGUUGCCAGUACGAUGGAUGUCCCCAGAGUCACUCAAAGAUGGAGUUUUUACAACCAACUCAGAUGUCUGGUCUUUUGGAGUGGUGUUAUGGGAGAUUGCUACUUUAGCAGAACAGCCUUACCAAGGGAUGUCCAAUGAACAAGUGCUACGCUUUGUAAUGGAUGGAGGGUUGCUGGACAAACCUGAAAAUUGUCCAGACAUGCUGUUUGAGCUUAUGCGCAUGUGCUGGCUUUACAACCCCAAGAUGAGACCCUCUUUUCUGGAGAUAAUCAAUAGUAUCAAAGACGAGCUGGAGCCACAGUUCCGGGAGGUUUCCUUUUUCUACAGUGAUGAGAAUAAACCUCCAGACACUGAGGAGCUUGACCUAGAAGCAGAGAACAUGGAGAGUAUGCCAUUGGACCCUUCAUCCAGUCUGCAGCCUGUUAUACAGCCUUCACCACCACCACAGCCCCCUUCAGCCUCGGGAGCCACUGCCCCCUCCACCUCCCCUUCCUGCUCCUCUGGCGUUACACUUGACAAGCACUCGGGACACAAAGCUGCCAAUGGGCCAGUGGUGUUACUGCGGGCCAAUUUCGAUGAGACACAGCGGUAUGCGCAUAUGAAUGGGGGGCGCAAGAAUGAGCGCAGCUCACCUCUGCCCCAGUCAUCUGCCUGCUGAUUCUUUAUGAACCAACACCCCAACUACCAACCAUUUCCUUGGACAACUCCAGCAUUUUUCUCUGAAAGUUAGAGAAAAGCUGUUAUACAAAACCAAUCAGAAACAGUUAAGAGCCUACUGUACCUCAGUGGAUUUUUUUUUUCAUUUUUUAUUAUAAUUAUUGUUGUUGUUAUUAUUGUUAUUACUAUUAAAAUUAUUGGAUAAAAACCUGCCAUUGCUGCACAGAUGAAGAGAAAGGAAGGCAUCACACAUGACUGAACAUUUCUUUAUACAUGCGAAAAUUGUUCUUGUGGGUUUUUUGUUUGUUUUGUGUUUCCCCCCACAUUUGGUUCAUCCUUUUUGAAUAAUAAAUGGGAAAUGAAACAACUGUCGGAGACUCUUAAAGAGCCCAAGCAAUGUUUCCUAAAGCCCAGCGACUUUUUUUUUGUUUUUUGCAAAAACUUGUACAGAGAAAAAAAAUUCUGUACGUGUGUAUAUGUUUAUAUACACAUAUAAAACAUAUCUGCCAGCAAAUCCAACAGAAGGCACUUCUUCUUUUUUGUUUUGUGUUAUUUUAAUGGGUCGAAUGUGAGAGCGAGAGAAAUGCAAUGCUUUGAUUUUUGUACCUGCUGCUUACAGGACUUGACCCUCCCUACCCAGUUUUUUCUGUCUGCUGCUUCUCAUCUGUGCUUUCGGUCUCUCUCUCUCGUACUUUUUGGCUCCUGCUCAGAAUGGCUUCAUUUAUUAAUGGGGGUAAGGGUAGUAAAAAGAUUUUGUAUAUCUGUCUUUCCCUCAAAAACUAACUAAAAAAAACAACAGUCUUUCCAUAUCAGUUGUGGGUUUUGAAUAGGCAGUGGUCUGAGGUUAUGUCAUACGUUUUAAUAUUAUCACAUUUGCCAAAUUUGGCUUUUUUACCUCCCCUUUCUUGCUCUCUGCAAUUCCACUCCUUUUUCUUUUGUACUUGGUUUAGAAGAAACACAAAACAAAUCGCUAAAACACUCCAUGAACUUACACUGGCAAAACCUUUUUUUUUUUUUUUUUUUGUAUAAAUUCUGUUUGCAUUUCAGCGCUCACCAUAAAGGAUUUUGCCAAUUCCUCGCUCCCCUACCUCUGCCGCCCUCCUCCUUCUCCUCCUCCUCUGUCUGAGUGUUGACUUGUACGGUUCUACUGCACAGUUUCAGUUUGAUUUUUUUUUUUCAUAUUUUUUUUUUCCUGCUGUGAGACAAAUGGGACAGGACAGCAGUUUUAUCGGAGGACUUCUGCUACAUGGAAACAAAAUAAAGGACUUGGCACCAAAAAGAAAUGACAGAGCAGAAGAGCUUGAGAAACUAAGCAAACACAAGUACCUAGUAUGGAACAGCAAGGAAGUGAGAACACCGCACAUGUGCAGUUUGCAGCAAAGCGAGCCUGGCAGUCAAGUCCACCGUGUUCUAAUGACUUGUCAAUAGAGUCUCCUGGUUGAUAAAAAAUUUUGAACAUUUAUAACUUAAAAGGUCUUUCAGUUGUAUGUUAGACCGUGGAUCAUUUGCAUACACAUCAUUUUUUGUGUCACUUUUAUAACUUUUUUAUGGUUCAGAACUUCAUCUAUAUGUCUGUACAGAGAGAAGCUGCUAUUUCAUUCUUUCUCCUUUGUGGAUGUAAUCUAUGAAAACGUUCAGGUUUAAAUCUUUUCUCCUGGUUUCCACUAGAAUCCAUUUCUUAUGCUUUGUACUGUAGCAAAAAAAAAAAAAAAAAAAAAAAGUUUAGUUUUUAUCUAUUAUUGCAUUAGUUGUUUUUUCCCUCUUUGUCCUGAUAAAGGUUUUCUGUUUUUGCCACAAACUGUCCAUUGCCUUCAAAUUUUUUAAUCUGAUGCUUUUCCUGUUUUUAAUGAUUAUUUUAUUCUUUGUUAUUAUAGUUAUUAUUAUUAUGAUGAUUAUGAUUAUUAUUAUUGUUGUUUUCUUAUUGACACCUUAGCUCCAUGAGUGGGCGCCCGUUAUCGCUGCUGCUGUACUGGUUUAAACUCUGCUUGAGUUCUGGGGUCCCUGCUAUCCCAGUUAACCUUCCAGAGGCGCGAUUCAAACUCAGGUCAAAACAAUGGUUUUUACUAUUUUCUUAAUUUUGCAUUAUUGUCCUGUAUUAAUGCCAUUAUUCCCUACCCCUUGCCCUUCUCCUCUCCUAUUUGCUAUGUAUUGUGUGUGUGUGUGUGUGUGUGUGUGUGUGAGAGCGUGUGUCUGUGCGUCCGUGUGUGUAUACACACCUUGGGCCCCUUUCCAAAAGAUUUUAUUUUUUUAACUAAUAUUAUUAUUUGUAUUGGAUAUGAUAAUGAUACAGCCACAACUGGCAAAUUUGGACUGUUGUGUGGGUUUUAUUUUGAAGUUCCAUUGUUUUGUUUUAUUUUUUGACUAGUGAAGUCAUCCAUCUUGCAAAACACAGCACACUUCUUGGCUGCGUUCACAGUUUGGUUUCUUAUCACUAUGGCUGCGCCCAAAAUUCAUGCGUCACAAUUUCAUUAGACAUUCAACACAAAAUCGAUAAAAUGGACCUCUUGACACAAAGAUUAAAAAAAACAAAGAGACAGUAAUCUGCUGCACAUAUUUUGGUUUGGUUAUUUAUCAGCAGGUAAGGGGAAGGGGUUUGUUUUUUGUUUUUCUUUUUCUGGAUACAUUUCAAUAUACUGAUUGAAUAGUCUUGACUGGAGAUUCAUUUUGCUUUUUUUUAGUGUUUAUUUUCUUACAGAGGUUUUCUGUUUAGGAUUUGUAUUUAUUUUAUUUUUUUUUGUGAUAUCAGUUUAAAUCACUGUAUAAAGCCCCAUGAUGAAUUCUUGUUAUUACAGUAGUGUUUUAUUGUUUUUGGCAUUUCUUAGGUUGAGAUAAUUAGGGGACAGUUCUUUUUGUCAUUUUUUUUUGUUUGUACUUUUUCUAAAACAUUUAUCUACCUCACGCUUUCUUUGUUUAAUUAAUAUUAUGUAUAUAAAAAGACAAUACAUCUCGCUUUUUUGCCGCCUGAAAUAACAGUACUCCAGUUGACUGUAUCUGAGUAACAAUCUCAUUGACAUAACCUGCCGGCCGAGGGCUCGACUGGACCUUCACGUGCGCUCUGAUGGACCUAUUUACAAACUGCCUUUUGUUCACUUUCUUACACUCCUCAACCAAUUGCCACCCUGACAGGCAAAGGAACAAGAUGAUGGUGCCUUUUGUCGCUGUGCUGCUUGUUUUGCACAGGAUCAUGAGCAGGGGCAUCCAUCUGCUGGGAUUUUCUCUUGGAGAAGUUGUGACCGUUUUUUUUUUUUUCAGUGUAAUCCAGUUUGCUGUCCACUAGGAGAUGUCCCCUUCAUUCACUUCAUUCAGUCUCUUCAGAGUUUCACUAGUGCAGUCUUGUUGUGUUCAUUUAUUUGGCUGUGUUUUAAAAUGCAUCAAUAUCUUACAUAUUGCAUUCACUUCAUUAAUUUGUCCGUGACCAUCUUUAGAUGACCAUGCAUAUCCAGGUUCUCAAGUACUUUGUGUUUAUGCAGUUUGGAUCUGAGAGAUGUAACCGCUUGAAUGGACAGCUGGUGUCUCCCCAUUAACCAUUUGUUCUGCUCCACUGGAGUAAUUUCCACUGGAAACAGUCAAUGGCUUCUUACUUAUGAGCCAUUCAUAUUUUUUCCAUGCAUUUCCGUGAUGAGGAAUUUGUCGGUGUUCUUUGUUACUGUCUUGAGUUCAUACUGAGGGUCAUUAUAUUAUGGUUGAUCCUCCCAUUGCUGUGUCCUAGUGAAAUUUUGCUGGAGGUGCUGGUAUCUGUGGCAUUGAUGAGUCAUUUUUAGAAAGUACACCUUUUGGUUGAAGGAGUAAUGCAGUCGAAGAAUGAGGUCCUUGUUUGGUAUUAACCAAGAGGGGCACCUUAUAUGAAGGUCAUCACCACCAACAAAUGCCCCAUAUUUUCCUUAACCUUUUCAGCAUUAAGCCUGCUUUACGCCACUGUUGGUGUGCAUUUGGCUACUCAGCUGGUAGAGGGUCGUCUCCACAAUCUGACAGCGCCAGACUUUGAUUUCUCUACCUACUUGCUGGUGAAGUUUCACAUGCUUCUGCUGUGGUGCUUGUCUUGUAGUUUCUUGGCAGAGAAUUUGCAUGUUUUGUUGGAAGUGCAGAUGGUGGUCUGAAGGGAGCCUGAAAAUGUCUUGUUUGUGUUAAGUAGCUGGUCAGUCUUUGGGGUAAUUUUCAACUUUUUGUUAUACUGUAAAAUGAUGGGAGAUGGGAGUCGCUUAGCUAGGCUAAUCCAGCAGUCCUGAAUAAAGGCACUUAAAAAGUUUUAAGCAAGUAUGGGUCCAAGGGAUGAGAACUGAAACUGGAAAUGCAGACAUGGCUAGAAUGGUGGCGCCACACUUGUUCACAGGAAUGACUUUCAUGCAGAAUGUUUUAGGUAAGAGGAGAGGCUGGUUAUGAAUGGAACAAAGUUACAAACUGCCUGCCACGUGUGGCAAUCACAGGUGCAGAUAUUAAAGACCGUCCUCAUGAAUACACCGACAGUGCGCAAGUGGUUCUUAGCUUCUUGCGUCAAGGCUCCAGGCGCCUUCUAAGUGGUAGGUUCCAGUUUUAACACACACAUAUACACACCGGACAUCUGUGUCCAGUAGAUUACGGGUAGUCAGAUGACAGAAACAAGUCCAAGGUUUACAAAGCAGCUGUUGUGAUAUCAAUACAGAAAAAAAUCUCUCUGUUGUGCGUUUUAGGGACCUGAGAAACAGUUUGCUUUUCUUAUUUCUCCACCCAUAUGUUAAGACAUUUUCUGAUAAUCUCAGUGCAAGAAAAGAAUGAAGUUUAUUUAGAUUGUUGUUUAUUUUAUUUUUUUUUUUUGACUUCCAAAAACCACAUUGCAAUAACGGGCUUAAAGUAACAGUUAGAGCUUAGGUUCAAAGCCGCUGAUGGGUUUUCUUUUGUUAUUAAAUUGGCAUUCCUACAUGCUGAAAGAUGCCUUGAGAUGUUAAAGCUAGCAUUUUUCUCACCUUUCCUUUGUUUUUCUUUGUGUGUUUUUAUUUUUUAUUUUUUUGAAAAGUCCUGAGAAAUGUGUCACUACAGUUUCUAUAUUAAAUUAAAAAGGCUACGAUUUAAAGUUUCAUUACAGUUCUGUAUCUAAGGUGUCCUGGUUUUCUCUCAAUAAAGAAACCCUUUAUUUA
This is a messenger RNA of Erpetoichthys calabaricus (reedfish), 10735 nucleotides long. It is a transcript of the gene igf1ra, whose product is annotated as insulin-like growth factor 1a receptor. The coding region runs from base 1462 to 5625 and encodes 1387 amino acids. NCBI's taxonomy places the organism in Eukaryota, Metazoa, Chordata, Cladistia, Polypteriformes, Polypteridae. Gene Ontology annotation, molecular function: ATP binding; insulin receptor substrate binding; phosphatidylinositol 3-kinase binding. Gene Ontology annotation, biological process: multicellular organism development; insulin-like growth factor receptor signaling pathway; regulation of JNK cascade. Gene Ontology annotation, cellular component: membrane; axon; insulin receptor complex. The transcript is spliced from 21 exons. The record is from RefSeq and is a predicted model, not a curated record.